Phytophthora sojae is the source of this 822-nucleotide messenger RNA. RefSeq lists its product as hypothetical. The transcript is spliced from 3 exons. NCBI's taxonomy places the organism in Eukaryota, Oomycota, Peronosporomycetes, Peronosporales, Peronosporaceae. The record is from RefSeq and is a predicted model, not a curated record. The coding region runs from base 1 to 822 and encodes 273 amino acids.
AUGGUGACGUCUCCAUUUAUCCGACCCAUAUUUUGGUCGUCGGAGCGCUGCGCCGACAAACAGCAUACAGGGGAGUUCAUGGCGUCAGAGUUGAACAAGGUGAUUCAAGCUGUUGAAAAUGUCGUCGGAAAAGGAUCGGUAUGCGCUGUUGUGACGGACAACGCGUCUAACAGGCGUAAGUCAUGGGAGCUUCUAAUGGCCAAGAUACCAAGUCUAACGUGUAACGGCAGCGCGGCACACACGAUCAAUCUUCUACUCAAAGACAUGUUCGGGAUGGAGUUCAUGAGUGACCGACGACGCGCGCUAAUCAUCCCUGUUUCGACGCGGUGGUACUCGAGCACAAAUUGUAUUUCCAGUGUCGUGAGGAACGAAGAUGUGCUGCGUGAAGCCGUAAUGCGACUGGUGAACCCGAUAAUCCAAGCUCUCGGCUCUCUCGAAAAGGAUGGGUGUUGCCUUUCGAUGGUGUAUGAAUACUUUCGUGGACUGAAAACCCACGUCAUCUACAACCGCGAAACUGAUGAUGUUGCUUCUGGUGUUCUUAACACGAUCCGAGGCCAGAUUAGCUCCCGCUGGAACACCCUCAAGCGCGAAUCAAUCCUCGCUGCAUUUUUACUGGACCCAACUAAGUCUACGGACGACUUUGAAGGUGAUGAUUUGGACAAUGCAGUCGAUGCAUGCGUAGAUCUAGCUACACGAGUUGGUCUACCCUCCAACGUACCUCCAAAUGCGGUUCGCCGAGCUGUCAUGGCUUUUAUUCGCGUGAAGAAGUCCUGGACAGCCGAAGGCCACGAAAAAAACGCGAGGGACACGCCAUUAGACUAG